Molecule: messenger RNA, 1629 nt
Organism: Yarrowia lipolytica CLIB122
Lineage: Eukaryota; Fungi; Ascomycota; Dipodascomycetes; Dipodascales
Biological process (GO): transmembrane transport
Cellular component (GO): membrane
Molecular function (GO): transmembrane transporter activity
Source: RefSeq, a predicted model, not a curated record
AUGAAAAAAGACGUUGAGGACUCCGCCCUAGAACUACCUACAGAAGAGUUCAUCUCAACAGACAAAUACGGGAUAUCAACCGAUAAGAACACCCCAGACGUCUCUUCGGAAGAACAUAUCACCGAAUCCAAAGAUGUGCAAUCGCAAGAAGUGAUUGAGAAGGGGGUUAUGGAAACCUCCAUCGUCGAAAGAGCAAAUCGCACAGCCGAGGAACUAUUUCCAAACAUCAACAAGAAGAAACUGCUAUUGAAAUUGGACCUCAACAUCAUCCCCAUCCUGGCUAUCCUCUACCUGCUCUCUUUCCUGGACAGAGGUAAUGUUGGAAAUGCCAACAUUGAAGGUCUCUCUGUUGACCUCAACCUCAAAGGAAACGAGUACAAUAUGUGUCUAACAGUCUUCUUUUUCACCUAUUCUGCUUUUGAAGUGCCCUCAAACAUGAUUCUCAAAAAACUACGCCCAUCCAUCUGGCUACCGGCUAUCAUGGUCUGCUGGGGGGUUGUCAUGACCCUCAUGGGUUUAGUCAAGAAUUACCACGGACUUUUGGUGUGUCGAAUCUUCCUGGGGUUCACGGAAGCCGGACUAUAUCCCGGAGUAACGUAUUACUUGACACUCUGGUACUGUCGGUCUGAAAUCCAGUUCAGACAAGCCAUGUUCUUCUCGGCGGCUUCGGUCGCAGGUGCCUUCUCAGGACUGCUAGCUUUUGCAAUUGGUAAAAUGAGAGGAGUGGCAGGCCUCUACGGCUGGCAGUGGAUCUUCAUUCUGGAGGGAAUCGCCACCGUUGUCGUUGCCCUUGUGGCAUUCUUCUUCGUCCACGACUUUCCAGAAACUGCGAGGUUCCUGACAGAAGAGGAAAGAGAGUAUGUCAUGUGGAGACUCAAGUACGACGGAAAUGAAGCCAAUUCAGGCGAACUAGUCGAGCAAAACGACGCCAGAGAUUGGAAAUACGUAAGAGCAGCCUUCACAGAUAUCCAGGUCUACGUCCACAUCUUACUCUACUUUGGAAUUGUGGUACCCCUCUACGGCAUCUCCCUAUUCUUGCCGAGUAUCAUCAACGGCUUGGGGUUCACAUCUGCUAUUGCCCAACUGCUAACUAUUCCAAUAUACGCGGUGGCAGCUAUAGCAUCCGUAACUCAGGCUUGGUUCUCAGAUAGAUACGGUAAACGAUCUCCGUUCGUUGUGGUCAACUUGCUGCUCAUGUUACUCGGCUAUCUUCUGGCUUACAACCUAUCCCAUUCAAGCCCUCCAGGUGUCUACGUAGGAUGUUACCUCAUUGCCCUGGGCCUCUAUCCUGCCUUUCCAGCCAUCGUCUCUUGGAUGGCCAAUAAUGUGGCAGGCACCUAUAAGAGAGCAGUUGCCAUGGCAUUGCAGAUCGGUAUAGGUAACCUGGCGGGAGCCAUAGCUUCCAACAUUUACAGAUCCAAAGAUAAGCCCGAAUACAGACUGGGUCACGGCAUGGAAAUCAUGUUUGUGUGUAUUGGCUUAGCAGCCUUGGGAGUCCUCAAUUACGGCUACCACUCUGCCAACAAGAAGAAGGCAGAGAAGUUGGCAGCGGGUGUAUACGACAACAUUAGUGGCAAGGAGCUCUCUGAGAUGGGCGAUAGGAGUCCUUACUUCAAGUAUAGGCAUUAG